Molecule: messenger RNA, 2217 nt
Organism: Chelmon rostratus (copperband butterflyfish)
Lineage: Eukaryota; Metazoa; Chordata; Actinopteri; Chaetodontiformes; Chaetodontidae
Product: coiled-coil domain-containing protein 175-like
Exons: 1
Coding region: 1-2217 (738 amino acids)
Source: RefSeq, a predicted model, not a curated record
AUGGCUUCCUGUCUGGUCCCCGACUUCCCGGCCGUCAUGGUUGCUCUCGAGCAUUUAAAGGAACUAGACAAGCAGCUGAAAGAGGACGGAAUACCUUUCGCACCUGAAGCCAGCCUCCACCUGGCAGAGAUAACUGCUGCUAUCACUGGGCUGGAGGCAGAUCGGCGUGCUGCUCAUGAACAUUUAGAAGUGGAAACUAUAGAAAACAGCAAACUAAGACAUCAAAUUAACAAUAUAAGAGAAAGAAUGAGCCGGGAGAUCAUGGCUGACGUAGCAGCGGCCCGGGCAUCCAAUGCUGAGGAGAUUGAGCAGCUACACAAAGACCUCAGUGCAGUCUCUCAGCUACAAGAAGUCACUGUAAAGAGGAAGGAAGCCCUCUUGAGCCAAAAUGAAGCGCUGUGCCCAGAGCGAGAGCGGGUGAAGGCCGAACAUGAAGAGAUCGUUGCUAAACUGAAUGAUCAAAUCACCUUCAAGUAUGGCUUGCAGAUGCAGCUGGAUCAGACAAGGGAGCAGAUCGAGGAGCUGAAGUCCUUCACCGCCGCUGUUGAGCAGGAUAAAAUAACACUGCAGCAAAACAUGGCGCUGGAGAGAGAGGCGUUCACUUUGAAGCAAGAUAACCUGUCUGGAGAAGUGGACCAGGUCGAGGGGAAAAUUAAGCAGCAGAAACAAGCGGUCAGGAGGAGCAGAAGAGAGUUGGACAGAGUUAACGACAAGAAGCGAGAGACCCAUGGCCAUCUGGGCGAGCUCAUGAUUCACAUGGCCAAGCUGGAGAGCAGUUUGCAAAGACUGACAGCAUCUCGGUGUCAGUGUGAGACACAGCUGGAGGGGGAGACCCAAAAGCAUCAGGAAUUGAGACAACAGAGAGAAACGCUGAAGAAAGAGCUGUGUGAGUUAGGCGAAGCCUUUAGCCUUGCCAUCCAGCGUCUUAAAGAGGAAAUUGCCACAAUGGAAGAUAAAAUAGAGGAGGGUCGAGCAUCAAGAUCAGUCCGUCAAGACUCCCUGGCUCAAAUAUAUGAAAGAUUCAAGCACCAGCGUGAGGAAGAGAAUGAAGUAAAAGCAGAGCAUUUCCACAUCUCACAGCAGCUGGAGCGAUCCAGGCUGCAGCUGGAGGAGCGCAUUGCCUUCAUAGUCAAACACAGAAAGGAGAUCAAAGAGAUGGACAAGCAGAUCACAGAACUCCUGGAGGCCGACGCAAUCAACAGGCACAUGUUUGAGAGGAAUCAGGAAGAGAUGUGUGGUGACGUGGACACAGAGAAGAGGAACGUCAGUCAUUUUGAGGAGGAGAAGAGGCAGGUAACAACGCUGUUGGAGGAGGCAAAGAAGAAGCAGGAGGAGCAUGUGGCAAAGAUGACCUCCGAUAUCCGCAGCGUCAGGAGGAGAUACCAGGAGCUUCGACAAGAGGAGGCUGCGCUCCAGCAGCGGCAGCCCAAGAGUGCAGAUGCCGACUUGCUGAUGAGCCAUAUGACCCAGUGUGAGGUGGAGUACAGACAGAAAGAGACCCAGCACCAUCUGGAAAUAGAGCAAUGCACGGCAGAGACCGAGAGCAUUAUGAGGAGCAACGAGGAGAAGCAGAGGGAGGUGGAGGAGAAAGAGGAGAUGCUGAAGGAGGUGGAAGCGAAGUGGGACGAAGAGAAAUCCAGGCACAGGAGGCUGGAAGCGCUGACCACCGAGCUGAGGAGGAAGAGGAACGAUCUGGAGCUGUCUAUUCAGAGGCUGAAGGAGAAAACCAGCUCUCUGCUUCAGCCCAGAGAGGAAAUGAAGGCCGAGCUGGAGGAGAUCAGAGAAAGUUACAUGGAAGGUCUCAGCAAACAGGCCUCAGAUCUGAGAGCUGCAGAGAUGAGCAUCUAUGACAAUAGAGUGAAACUGGAGCAGGUCAGCAUGGAGAACAGCAGGCUGCUUCUCUGUAUCACACAGAUGACAGAAGCUGUUAGCAGAGCCAGAGAGGACAAAGAUAGAUACUGGCAGGAGAUUCACCAGUUCAGGCAGGACAUACAGGCCAUGUUUGAGACUUUGCAGGGAGCGUGGAGACAGGAUUUCUUGGUAACUCAGGACUGUCAGAACAGGGAUGGUGUUCUGCUGGUGUCGAUGAGCGCCACAGUUAACUGUCUGAAGACCAGGAGACAACAGUUAGGGCACGUCAGCACACUCCUACACCAAAAAAUGUUAGACUUUAGCAAACGACUGGGAGAUAAAACGGCUGUAGAACAGCAGAGCUGA